AUGAGCAGUGACAGCGACGUACCAUUAUCGGCUAUCGCACCUGAAAAUAAAAAUAAAUCAGGCAUCCAUUCCAAAAAAUUACAUGAAGAUGUCGCAUGCUCUUCGUCGACUGAUCAGAGCGAUGUUGAUAAGGACUCUACUGGCGGCGAACCAGUUUCAAAGAAACCAAGAACUAUUGAAAAUUUAAAACGAACUAAAAAAACCAGUGAACCAGUGGAAAGUGAUAAUUCGUCCUCAUCUGAUUCUGAAAAUGUGCCUUUCUCAUCGACUAAAAAAAUCAAGAGAAAACGACCGCAUACUAAAAAACUUCCAAAAAGUGAAAGUGAUGCUUGUAAAAAUGAUCCAAACAGUCAUGGAAAUUCAUCUAAAAUAAAAAAACUUCGAAAAACAAAUGAUACUUCGGAUAUGAACAGUGCAAGAACAGAUGAAGGAGAAACUAAAAAUGUUGAGCGCAUGAAGCAAAAAAUAUCGCAAAUGUUGGAAACCUCAUCCGAAAACAAUUCAGAUCAAGAGAAUUCAGUACGAAAAGAUGACAGUUCUGAUUCAGAUAACGAUGGGAAUAAAUCCGAAAAAUUUCCCGAAGAAUCUGUUGUCAAUAAUGAGGCUAGAGUUUUAAUUGUGUUUGUAAAUCAGCGAAAUAAGGAUAAAAAAUCUGAACAAGGUGAUGAAACAACAGAUACAUCAAUUGCUGAUGCUUUAGAAGAGCCUGCUUUGCCUAAAGAAACAUCGCGGGAUUCUGGUGAAAUUAAGGGAAAAGCAAGUGGGAAAAAAAUUUCGAAAAAAAAAUCGAAGGAAGAAAAUAUUGAUGCAUUUGCCUAUCGUUUGAAAAAGCUUAAAAAAUUCGUCAUAUUGGCGGGUUUUCGUCUUUGCUACAAAAAACUUUUCGAAAAUGUAGAAAGCACAAAGGCGCAAGUGAAGAUUCUGGAAGAGAAAUUGCAUGAGAAGGGGAUUCAAGUUCUGACCGCGGAGGCUUGUAAAAAUUUUCGGCAGAGAAAGGAGGAAGAAAAAGAACUCUCUUAUUUGAGUACCAAUCAAAUUAUUGAUCCUGGUUCCAAUUUUCGUGUAACUCGCAGCAGUUUAAGAGCCGAAAAUGAGCGUAAAAAUGAUCGAUGUGCAAGGCUAUCGACAUCGUCAUCUGAAAUUGAUUCGGAGGUUGAAAAAAUACGUGAAGAGAAUAAUCAAAUAUUUUCUCGCUUAAAAGGUAUUGUUUCCGAUGAAUCGGAUUAA
Molecule: messenger RNA, 1227 nt
Organism: Dracunculus medinensis (Guinea worm)
Lineage: Eukaryota; Metazoa; Nematoda; Chromadorea; Rhabditida; Dracunculidae
Source: the annotation of a GenBank genome assembly